This is a messenger RNA of Danaus chrysippus (African queen), 327 nucleotides long. The record is from the annotation of a GenBank genome assembly. NCBI's taxonomy places the organism in Eukaryota, Metazoa, Arthropoda, Insecta, Lepidoptera, Nymphalidae.
AUGUCAGCUUGCUUGCUUGAAGAGGGUAGAGACGAGGGGGGCGGUGUGGAGUCAGCGAACGCUGGUGAGAUGAUUGAGCGACCGCGUCGAGAGGUCCUGCUGAGUGCUCGGGGCAGAAGAGCUUGCUCAGAACAGGGUCCGCAAGCAGCUUAUUUACAACACAGCACAGCUCAUCUUUGGGGCUCUAACAGUGGCCGACGAGGAUGGAGCCGCAAACGUACUUCUGCACCACAAAUGGGCAACACUCAGGGUUCCAUGCCACGUAUCGCUCUUGUACUUAGGUCCAGGAGGAGUUGGCCAGUAGCCCCACAGUCUUAUCGCAGGUAA